UUCAACAGACUAUUUUUGUUUUGUGAACCACACUGCAUUUAAAAUUUGCUAAACCCUAGCGCGCGCUCUCCCUUAAAAAAGAAAAAAAGGGAAAAAAAAUAAAAAAAUCUAUCAGCCAUGCCGCAAGGGGAUUACAUAGAGCUGCACAGGAAGAGACAUGGCUACCGCCAUGAUCACUUCGAACGCAAGCGCAAGAAGGAGGCGCGAGAAGUUCACAAGCGCUCGCAGAUUGCCCAAAAGGCUUUGGGUAUUAAGGGCAAGAUGUUUGCUAAGAAACGUUAUGCUGAGAAGGCCCUAAUGAAGAAAACAUUGGCCAUGCAUGAGGAGUCUUCGACUAGGCGCAAGGUUGAUGAUGAUGUCCAAGAAGGAGCUGUCCCUGCUUAUCUUCUUGAUCGUGACGCGACAACAAGAGCAAAGGUUCUUAGCAAUACUGUCAAGCAAAAGAGAAAAGAGAAAGCUGGAAAAUGGGAAGUUCCUCUACCUAAGGUCAGACCUGUUGCUGAAGAUGAGAUGUUUAGAGUGAUCAGAUCUGGCAAACGGAAGACUAAGCAGUGGAAAAGGAUGAUCACUAAAGCCACGUUUGUUGGACCAAGUUUUACAAGGAAACCUCCCAAAUAUGAGCGUUUCAUCCGUCCAUCCGGGUUGCGAUUUAACAAAGCCCACGUGACUCAUCCUGAACUUAAAUGUACUUUCAAUUUAGAAAUUAUAGGUGUGAAGAAAAACCCUAAUGGUCCAAUGUAUACCUCUCUUGGUGUUAUAACAAAAGGAACCGUUAUUGAGGUGAAUGUUAGCGAGCUUGGUCUGGUUACUCCUGCUGGAAAAGUUGUAUGGGGGAAAUAUGCGCAAGUCACCAAUAACCCUGAAAACGAUGGCUGUAUUAAUGCUGUUCUACUCGUCUAGAAGAGAGCCACCCCGUGUACCUUUUGUACAAGUUUUGUUUUGGCACUAAAGUUUAUGUGGAAAUGAACCAUAAUUUUGCCUUGCUGCCUAGCAACUAAUUUUGAUGGAUCAAGCUAUAUAAUAUGUUAUCCGUAUUUUUAAGCGUUCACUGACAAAAUUCCGAUGUUAGAUCAGCAGUUUUGUACAAUGUGCUAAGCGAGUGCAUCUUUCUUUUUUCAUAUUAUUCCUUCAUUUUGGUAUUUGAAGAUUUGUCUGUGCUUGAAAGAACUUCAAAAAGGGGCUAUACAGAUUCUUAUGGGAUUUUAUGUUAUUUCAAGAAAUAAUCAAAAAGUUCAGAAGAAA
Molecule: messenger RNA, 1242 nt
Organism: Olea europaea var. sylvestris
Lineage: Eukaryota; Viridiplantae; Streptophyta; Magnoliopsida; Lamiales; Oleaceae
Product: ribosome biogenesis protein NSA2 homolog
Exons: 9
Coding region: 118-900 (260 amino acids)
Biological process (GO): maturation of LSU-rRNA; maturation of 5.8S rRNA
Cellular component (GO): nucleolus; preribosome, large subunit precursor
Source: RefSeq, a predicted model, not a curated record